AUGUGCGACAACAAUAAAUUUAUUCGGUCAUUCAGUCAUGAUGGCAUUGUACUCCAUUCAAUGCACAAGUACGAGCCGCAAGUAGCCAUUCUCAAAUUGUGUGACGCCGACGGAACGUUCGAACGCGUUUUCGUCCGACGACUGCCUUUGUCCCAUUUCAUUAGCGUUACGUCAUAUCAGAACAAAGAAAUCACCCGUCUCAAGAUCGACAAUAAUCCUUAUGCGAAAGCAUUUCGUGACCAAGAGACGAGCGAUGGCAUCAAAACUUUUCCCGAAUCAUUGCAGUCGGUCUCGCCAAAUUUCUCGCAUGCGGAGUCUGCGUUUCCUUCCUCUCUCGUUAGUGACUACAUUCCUCAAUUCUCUGGUCAUAUGGAUUCUCCAUUUUCCCAUUACCACCACCCGUCUUCUUCUUCUCUCUCUCCCUACUCUCCGCUCGUUUCUUCGUUUAGUCCAUUUCACGGCUUAGCACCAGUCGUCAAACCCGACGACGUUCAUUCUCACCAAAGAAGAUUUAGUGCUCCAGACGCGCUCGCCGGUGAGACAUCUACUUCAUUUAGAAUGAGCCGCGGCCAGGACGAGAACAGCACGAGCAGUCGGUGUAAGAAGCGUCGAAGACAGCAUCACGAUUCGGUUACUUCGUUCAAGAAGGAUCCUCGGCAGGAGCAGGACACGUGUUCUUCGUCGGAGGCGAGGCGACGGCAAGAGGAGGAUACGUGCGGCUCGUCGAAAACGUCGACGAGUGGACAGGAACGACUGGAAAUAGGCAGUUCCUAUAGAGCGAGUCGGCUACUGGGAGAUUUAUCGGACAGUGAUUGA
Messenger RNA from Corticium candelabrum, 816 nucleotides. Its product is annotated as T-box transcription factor T-like. The transcript has 4 exons. The record is from RefSeq and is a predicted model, not a curated record. Gene Ontology annotation, cellular component: nucleus. Bases 1 to 816 code for a protein of 271 amino acids. Gene Ontology annotation, molecular function: DNA-binding transcription factor activity, RNA polymerase II-specific; RNA polymerase II cis-regulatory region sequence-specific DNA binding. Gene Ontology annotation, biological process: regulation of transcription by RNA polymerase II; cell fate specification; positive regulation of DNA-templated transcription. Lineage: Eukaryota; Metazoa; Porifera; Homoscleromorpha; Homosclerophorida; Plakinidae.